AUGGCAGAUUCAUCAUCACAACUUUUCACACAUUAUUCCUUUCCGCUUUUUCUUCCACUUUUAUCAGCAGCCCUUUUGAUCGCUUCUUCAUCUGUGAAUGCUAACAGCAACAUUUUCCCGUCUCGUUCGACAUCUAGGUUUCUCGAAACAAGGGCAGAAAAGCUCAUUAGGCAACUUAACUUGUUCCCUAAACUUGAUGUCAAUGUCUCUCCUAGAUAUGCUAACUUUUCGGAUUCAAGUAGACUCGUCGAAAAGAGGCUCCAUCUUGAUAUUCAUGGUGAUCCUGGAGUCAGUGUUGAGGAUUUCGGUCAUCAUGCCGGAUAUUAUAAGCUUCCACACACAAAUGAUGCAAGGAUGUUUUACUUCUUCUUUGAAUCAAGGAACAAGAAGAGUGACCCUGUUGUUAUUUGGUUAACUGGAGGACCAGGAUGCAGCAGUGAACUGGCGUUGUUCUAUGAAAAUGGUCCAUUCCAGAUUGAUGAUAACUUGUCUCUUCAAUGGAACAAUUUUGGUUGGGACAAGGUGUCAAACAUAAUCUUUGUUGACCAGCCUACUGGAACUGGCUUCAGUUUUAGCUCUGAUCAAGAUGACAUUCGCCACGAUGAGGAUGGUGUCAGCAAUGACAUGUAUGACUUCUUGCAGGUUUUCUUUAAGAAGCACCCAGAGUAUGCAGCGAAUGACUUCUAUAUAACUGGUGAAUCAUAUGCUGGGCACUAUAUUCCUGCUCUUGCUUCAAGAGUUCACCAUGGAAACAAGAACAAAGAAGGCAUUUUUAUUAACCUGAAAGGAUUUGCAAUAGGCAAUGGACUAACUAAUCCAGAAAUCCAGUACAAAUCAUACACUCAAUAUGCUGUGGACAUGAAAUUGAUCACACAAUCAGAUGCAGAUGGCCUGAUCCCAAUGGUUGCAAAAUGUGAUGAAGCAAUUAAACUCUGCGAGGCAAAAGGUGAAGGGGCCUGCAUUACUGCCUACGGAGAUUGCACCCGAAUUUUCGAAAUCAUACUGCAGAUUGCUGGCAACAUAAAUUACUAUGAUAUCCGGAAGCAAUGUGGUGGUAGUAAAUGUUAUGAUUUUUCCAACAUGGAGAAGUUCCUCAAUGACAAGAAAGUUAGGGAUGCAUUAGGCGUUGGUGAUAUGGCAUUCGUUUCCUGUAGCACAGUAGUCUACAGGGCAAUGAUCAAAGACUGGAUGAAAAAUCUUGAAGUCAAGAUUCCUGAACUCCUGGAAGAUGGAAUCAGGGGACUUUUGUAUGCAGGGGAAUUUGAUCUCAUUUGCAACUGGCUUGGAAACUGGAACUGGGUUCAUGCAAUGGAAUGGUCAGGGCAGAAGGACUUUGUGGGAGCUCCAGAAUCACCAUUUGUAGUGGAUGGUAAGGAAGCAGGAUUGCAGAAAAACUAUGGACCUUUAACUUUCCUAAAAGUGCAUGAUGCUGGUCAUAUGGUUCCAAUGGAUCAGCCAAAAGCUGCUUUGGAAAUGUUGCAGAAAUGGAUGCAGGGUUCACUUCCAUUAGCUAAUAAGCUGAGCCCUCAACACCGGGCUGCCAGAUUGAUACGAGGGUUCAACCUAUUUCCCAAGCAUGAUAUCAACAUCAACCUCGCCAACAAUUCCGGUUUGCCGGCCGCGAAUAAUAUCGUCGAAAAGCGUUUGCAACUAACGGUUCAUGGUAAUUCCGGUGCAACGGUGAAGGACUUGGCUCAACAUGCCGGCUACUUUCGGCUCCCUAACACUAAAGAUGCAAGGAUGUUUUAUUUUUUCUUCGAAUCAAGGCAGAAUAAGUCUGACCCGGUAGUGAUAUGGUUGACGGGAGGACCAGGAUGUAGCGGUGAAUUGGCUUUGUUUUCUGAGAAUGGCCCUUUCCACAUUACCCCCAAUCUGUCCCUUGUCUGGAAUGAUUUUGGCUGGGACAAGGCAUCUAACCUGAUAUACGUAGACCAGCCGACUGGAACUGGAUUUAGCUAUAGUUCUAGCGAAGAUGAUGUUCGUCACGAUUCAACGGCUUCGAGCAAUGAUCUUUACAACUUUUUGCAGGCAUUUUUCAAACAGCACCCCGAAUUUGCAUCAAGAGAUUUCUACAUUACAGGGGAAUCGUAUGCAGGGCACUAUAUUCCAGCUCUUGCCACCCGAAUUCAGCAGGGGAACAAAAACAAAGAAGGGAAAUUCAUAAACUUGAAGGGUUUUGCUAUUGGUAACGGGCUAACAGAGCCAGGAAUUCAGUAUCAAUCAUACCCGGAUUACGCUUUGGAUGCCAAACUCAUAACUAAGUCUGAUUACGACAGCCUUAACGAGACUGUCGCAGAAUGCCUGAAGGCCUCGCAAUCUUGUGGUACUAAUGGACAAUCUACUUGCACAAAUGCCUUACAAAUUUGUGAAGAAAUCUUCAAUGACAUCAUGUUUAUUGCAGAUGGAGUCAAUUACUACGAUGUCAGAAAGCAAUGUGAAGGUCCACUGUGCUAUGACUUCUCCAAUAUAGAGAAUUUCCUGAAUCAACCAUCGGUUAGAAGUGCUUUAGGAGUCGGAAACAUCGAAUUCGUUUCGUGUAGUACGACGGUGAAUCAGGAGAUGACCAUCGAUCACAUGAGGAAUUAUGAACCUCAGAUUCCACCAUUGCUGGAAAGCGGCAUCAGAGCUCUUAUAUAUGUUGGGGAAUAUGACUUCAUUUGCAACUGGAUUGGGAAUUCGAGGUGGGUUGAGACAAUGAAAUGGUCAGGUCAGAGGAAAUAUUUAGCAGCUCCCAAUGUUCCAUUUACGGUGGAUGGGGUUGAGGCAGGGGUACAGAGAAAAAAUGGACCUUUGAUUUUCCUAAAAGUGCAUAACGCAGGGCAUUUGGUUCCCAUGGAUCAGCCAAAAGCAUCCCUAGAAAUGUUACAAAGGUGGCUAAAGGGCAGCCUAUAA
Oldenlandia corymbosa var. corymbosa is the source of this 2892-nucleotide messenger RNA. Lineage: Eukaryota; Viridiplantae; Streptophyta; Magnoliopsida; Gentianales; Rubiaceae. The record is from the annotation of a GenBank genome assembly.